ACAUAUAUAAUUAUAUAUACAUGUGUGAGACUUCACUAGAAAAGCAGUAGUAGUUCUUCUCACUGUGUUCACUUAAUAGGUUCAUUUCAAUACAUAGAAUUAAUGGCCGUUCUUGGAGGUCUUGAAGCAUUUGACAAGAACCUUCUUAAGAGUGAUGCUCUCCAUCAGUAUAUAUUAGAAACAAGUGUUUAUCCAAGAGAACAUGAGCAGCUCAAAGCAUUGCGGGAGAUUUCUGAAAAGCAUAUCAUGGGGAUAAUGAGUUUGCCCCCUGAGGAAGGGCAACUUUUAAGUAUGCUCAUCAAGGUCCUAAAUGCCAAAAAGACCCUGGAGAUUGGAGUAUUCACAGGCUAUUCGCUCCUCGCAACAGCAUUGGCAUUGCCAAAAGAUGGCAAGAUAACGGCAAUCGAUAUGGAUAAAUCUUAUUAUGAGAUAGGAUUACCAUUUAUUCAAAAAGCAGGAGUUGAGGACAAGAUCAAAUUCAUUGAGUCUGAAGCCAUGCCCGUUCUUGAUAAAAUGCUUCAAGAGGUAAAUGAUGAUGAUUUAUAUGAUUUUGCUUUUGUGGAUGCUGAUAAGAACAACUAUGCUGAAUAUCAUGAGAGACUUAUAAAGCUUGUUAAAGUCGGAGGGAUCAUAGCAUAUGAUAACACGCUUUGGUUCGGUAGUGUGGCAGAGGUGGAUCCAUCCUUUCCAAAAGAAGCAUUGGAAAUGAGAGAAUUUUUAUUAAAGCUCAACAAGUUUUUAGCAUUUGAUCCACGCAUUGAGAUAUCACAAAUCAGUAUCGGUGAUGGUCUCACUAUUUGCCGCCGUGUUCUUUGAAAAAUAAUUUUUUCUAUGAACAAAUGAGACUUAUUUCUAAGUUUUUACUACCGUGUUUUUUGAAAAAAACUUUUAUUAUGGACAAAUGAUGCUUAUUUCUAAGUGACAUUGUUAUUCUAAUGAUAAAAUAUUAUGAUAUCUUUUCAUACAUAUGAGCAUCAAAGACACCCGAUUCCC
Molecule: messenger RNA, 993 nt
Organism: Dioscorea cayenensis subsp. rotundata (Guinea yam)
Lineage: Eukaryota; Viridiplantae; Streptophyta; Magnoliopsida; Dioscoreales; Dioscoreaceae
Product: norbelladine 4'-O-methyltransferase-like
Exons: 5
Coding region: 103-816 (237 amino acids)
Molecular function (GO): O-methyltransferase activity; S-adenosylmethionine-dependent methyltransferase activity
Source: RefSeq, a predicted model, not a curated record